Caenorhabditis elegans is the source of this 954-nucleotide messenger RNA. It is a transcript of the gene srg-62, whose product is annotated as Serpentine receptor class gamma. NCBI's taxonomy places the organism in Eukaryota, Metazoa, Nematoda, Chromadorea, Rhabditida, Rhabditidae. The record is from RefSeq and is marked reviewed. Gene Ontology annotation, cellular component: membrane. Gene Ontology annotation, molecular function: transmembrane signaling receptor activity. The coding region runs from base 1 to 954 and encodes 317 amino acids. Gene Ontology annotation, biological process: sensory perception of chemical stimulus. The transcript has 5 exons.
AUGAAGGAAAACUUCACAGUCUACAUGGAAGAUGUCACCAUUGACUCAACAACUGAGAUUCUCACAUUGAUCCAGUUGAUCUAUGGUAUCCCGUCUAUUCUUUUAAUGAUUUUUUGCACUUUCCUUGUUGCUUUGGGAAAAAAGUACAGAAAGAGUACAUUCUACGUUCUUGUGCUUUUUGAUCUUAUUACGAACAUUCUGGUCUAUGUAAACACUUGGAUCGCUAUUCGCAUUGAAAUGCAUCCUAGCAUGGUCUUCGUCUUGAAAGCCAUAGAAUCUACAUUUCCAUGGCUUUUGACUUGGCUGAAAUAUCUUCCAUAUUGGUUUUUCCACAUGCAUUUCUGGACGGCAGCACUGUUGACCAUUCAUCGAUUGACAUCGAUUUUGUUUCCCUAUCAAUAUGAAAACUUUUGGUCCCGUUGGAACCUGCUUGUAUUUCUAGUGGUCUGUUUCUUCAGUCACCUCCCUAAAUAUCUUUGGGAUGGGUUCCUCUACGAAGUGUACAUAGUAAAUGGGCAACUUAUCUGCAUCAACUUUCCAACUACACUGGACCAGGCAAUCAAUGUGGUUGCCGCGUUUUCGGCGAUCUACUUCCUAUUGAACUUGGCCAUUGGGCUGAGCACAGCGAUUUUGGCAUCGAAAAAAGUUGAAGUUGCAUCUUCAUCCAAAAUGAACAUCAAAAAGAAGCUCACUAAGAUUUCCCUGACCUACUCAGUCGUCUACACCGCAGAAGUUAUUUGGAGUGUGCUGAACUCUCUCAACUCUUUUUUCCACUUCUUACCGCCAUUUUUCGUGAAACUCAAUACCAACUUGCUGGUUUUCGCGUCGGAUAUGUUCACGCUAUCUCUCCCAUAUAUUUUGCUGGUCUACGAUGUAAACGUCCGAAGUGAUGUGUUCAAGAAAAAACAGCAAAUUUCGAAUCAAGGAACAAUAGUUUUUGUGUCGAAUCAUUAA